This is a messenger RNA of Rosa chinensis, 1067 nucleotides long. Its product is annotated as NDR1/HIN1-like protein 13. The coding region runs from base 175 to 924 and encodes 249 amino acids. The transcript has a single exon. The record is from RefSeq and is a predicted model, not a curated record. Gene Ontology annotation, cellular component: plasma membrane. NCBI's taxonomy places the organism in Eukaryota, Viridiplantae, Streptophyta, Magnoliopsida, Rosales, Rosaceae.
GCAUCACAAUACCCCCCGUGAUCUCGAAUUAAGCUGAUCAUCACCCACACCCAAGAGGAGGAAGAAAGGAGGAGUCUAAAUUUCUUUCUUCUUCUUCACGUACGUUUAAACCUACAGACGUACGUACUUAUAUCGACUAAUAAGUUAAUAACAUAUCAUUACCGAUCCGUCAUCAUGCACCCAGGGCCUUACAACCCGCCACCAGGUGCCUACCCGCCUCCUGGACCCUAUGGCCGUAACGUUCCUCGCUAUGGCCAUCCUGGAGCAGGCAGUCGUAGAGGUGGCUGCAGUUGCUUAAAGGUGUAUUGUUGUUGUUGCUGCUGCUUGUUCAUAACCCUAGUUCUGAUUAUCGGUGGCAUCGUUCUUGCCUACUUUAUAAUCAAGCCUCACACACCCAAAUUCAGCAUCGAUAAGUUUGAAGUCAAAUCCUUCAACAUUAGCGACGAUUUCAGCCUCAAGUCACACCUUGAGAUCACUGCAAAAGCUGACAAUCCCAACAAGUACAUCGAAAUCACAUACGGAGAAGGAAAGGAGCCGAAGGACAACUCGGUCCAAGUCUUGUACUCAAAUGUCACGCUUUGUUCCGGGACCAUCCCAAAUAUCUUUCAACCCAAAAAGAACGUGACAAUGAUUAAAAUCGAUCUCAAAGGGGACUUGAAAAAAGAAGAUUGGGCAGCAGGCUCCGGUGAAUCACUUGCAUCGAAAUUGAAGAACAACGACAAGAUCCCUUUGCUUGUUGCAAUAAAAGCACCAGUUAAGGUAAAGCUUGGAAGUUGGUGGGUAGGGAAGGAUGAGCCGUUGGUUGUUAGUAUCAACGCCACCAUGAACGUCAAGAAUCUUGCUGAAGGCAAGAACCCAGAGAUUUCAGACAAAAACUAUUCUAUAGGUCUUUUAUUCGGCAAAACUUAUACUAAGCUUUCCUAAAAUGUAUACACAAACUAAUAUUGCAGCUGUUAUAUUUAUGACAUCAGUGGUAACUUUUUUUCCCGACGAACAGAUGUACUGCUUGUUUGUGCAAUCAUUAUUCAAAUUGAACAUCAAUGAAGGAAAGUUUCUGUUUUGGAAUA